AUGAGAUUGCGAGAGAUUGUAAAGCAUGUAUGGUGUGAUUGGGGAAUAAAGAUUUCAUCGUGGUUAGCAGUUAGAGCUAGAAUAAAGGGACAUGCUUUGAUUCUUGGUGAGUACAGAGAGCAAUAUGGGUUAUUACAUAGAUAUGCACUCGAGAUUUUAAGAGCAAACUCUAACAACACAGUUAUUUUGAAAUUGAACAACCAAGAAUUUCAACGUGUGUACAUAUGUUUUGAAGCAUUAAGAAAUGGAUUUCUUAAUGGGUGUAGACCAUUUAUUUCACUAGAUGGUUGUUUUUUGAAAGGUCCAUUUGGUGGACAACUUUUAGUGGCCGUGGGGAGGGAUGGAAACAACCAAAUGUUUCCUAUUGCAUGGGCUGUUGUAGAGGUUGAAAGUGGUGAUAGUUGGCGUUGGUUCUUAGAAUUAUUAUCACAAGACCUAGGUACGACUAGUGGUGUAGGGUAUACCAUAAUGUCAGAUCAACAAAAAGGUUUGAUUCAAGCUAUUAGUGAGAUAUGGAAUCAAGCAGAAGUCAAGUGUUGUGCUAGACAUGUGUAUUGUAAUUUUAGGGAUGUGUUUGGUGGGGGGCAAGAGCUUAGGCAAUGGUUCUGGAGGAUUGCAAAAAGUACAACUGAAAAUGUUUUCCAAGCCAACAUUGAAGCAUUCAGAAAAGUUUCAGAGGCUGCUGCAAAUGACUUAUUGAAUAGGAAUUACAAGAAAUGGUGUAGGGCAUUUUAUACACCACAAUCUUGUUGUGAUAGCAUCGACAAUAAUAUGAGUGAGGUCUUCAAUGCAUAUAUACUUAACUCUAGGCAUAAACCGAUCAUUACUAUGUUGGAGGACAUAAGAGAGAGUUUAAUGGAGAGAUUAUUCAAAAAAAGAGAUUUUAUUGGAAAGAAAGAGUGUUACAUUUGUCCAAGAAUUCAACAAAAAUUGGAAGAGAAUAAGUUGAAGUCAAGGGGGUGGUCUGCAUUUUGGGAUGGAAGGUUUAAGUUUGGAGUGAGAGAUGGGAUCACUCAAACGAAAUAUGUUGUUGAUCUAAGAGAUAGAACAUGUAGUUGCAAUACAUGGCAACUUAGUGGGAUCCUAUGUAAACAUGCAAUUGCUGCCAUUUGGAAGUCCGUGGAACAUCCCGAGCAGUAUGUUGCAAGCUCUUUUACCAAACCAGAAUAUUUGAAGGCAUAUGAUUAUCCUAUGGAGCCUUUAAAUGGACCUAAUGAAUGGCCAAUAUGA
This is a messenger RNA of Chenopodium quinoa (quinoa), 1230 nucleotides long. RefSeq lists its product as uncharacterized. The transcript has a single exon. Bases 1 to 1230 code for a protein of 409 amino acids. Lineage: Eukaryota; Viridiplantae; Streptophyta; Magnoliopsida; Caryophyllales; Amaranthaceae. The record is from RefSeq and is a predicted model, not a curated record. Gene Ontology annotation, molecular function: zinc ion binding.